UCGUCUUCUAUGCUUCUGGCUGAACACAUUCAAAAUAUUCUACUUGGUCAGAAAAGACUGGCCAGUGUACUGGACUCAGAUGAAACAAUGAAUCGUGUUCGAUUUUGGACAACUUCAAAGAAAUAGCUAGCUAACGAACGACUUUAGGCGUGCUAGCUAACGUCAGUUACAGCUGGCUAUGAUGAUGGGUUGAGCUGAAGCUGCUAUAAGCUGUGGACUGUUUGCUGUCUAGCUAAUAUCAAUUAGCUUGUUGACAAAUAAUUAACAUUAGCCAGUUUGCUGAUUCGGAAUGCUGGGUCGUGUUGUGUUUGUAGUUGUAUGCUAGCGAGCUACGUAGACUAAUUCCGUAAACAGCGAGACUACACUACAAUGUAUCGCUGCACGGUGGAACUACUGAAUUUUAUCGAUGCCUUCCUGAAAUGGAAAGUCGUGUCUUUUUGGUAUUUUACUGACUGUUAGCUAGCUACGCGGCUGGCUAGGUACCUAGCUAGCUUCUUUUCAUCUUUUAGGUAGCAAGAUCCCAGCUAACGUUCAUGAGUAAUGGCCUGCCGCAGUUCUGAAACGAGCAGUACGACACUCUGCGCCGAUGUGAACGUAGCAAUGGCAGCAUCGCAGGGGAAUGUAGACCAGACGAUGAAACCUGUGUUAUUUGAAAUAUUUGGAGAGAUAUGGAAUGUGCAGGCUCGGCUUGGGCAGGGUGUUUCGGCUUCGGUUUACCGUGUCAGUUCUGGACGGGCCAGUUCAGCCGCAGUGAAAGAGUUUCAGGCGGACGCACAGGGUGGAGAUUACGGGUAUCACAAAGAGAGAACCGUGCUUGAAGACAUUCAAGGACACAAAAACAUCGUUACAUUGUAUGGAGUUUUCACCAAUCACAGCUGCCAGGGUGUGUCAACCCGCUGCCUGCUGCUGGAGCUACUGGAUGUGAGCGUAUCAGAGCUGCUGGUGAGGGCCAAUAGCCAGGGCCACUCCAUGUGGGUUAUCCAGCACUGUGCACGGGACGUCUUGGAGGCCUUGUCCUUCCUGCAUCGUGAAGGCUAUGUCCAUGCUGACCUAAAACCUCGCAACAUCCUCUGGAGCCCUGAUGACGAGUGCUUCAAACUCAUUGAUUUUGGGCUCAGCUUCAAAGAGGGAAAUCAGGAUGUGAAAUACAUCCAGACGGAUGGCUACCGUGCCCCCGAGGCAGAGCUGCAGAACUCACUGGCUCAAGCUGGGCUGGAGGGGGAUUCUGGGUGUACCUCAGCCAUUGAUCUGUGGAGUCUUGGAAUCAUUUUACUGGAAAUGUUCUCAGGAAUUAAACUGAAAGAAACUGUUCGCUCUCAGGAAUGGAAGGAUAACAGUUCUGCGAUAAUAGACCAUAUCUUCACUAGUAAAAUUGUGGUUUGUCCUGCCAUCCCAGUCUACCACCUUCGAGACCUUAUUAAAAGCAUGCUCCACAACGACCCCAAGCAGAGAAGCACAGCUGAGAAAGCCUUGUGCAGCCCCUUCUUCAGUAUUCCUUUCGCCCCUCAUAUUGAAGACUUGGUCAUGCUACCCACACCGGUUCUCAGGCUGCUCAACAUUAUUGACGACAGUCACCUCUACAAUGAAGACGAGUAUGAAGACAUUGUGGAGGACAUGAAAGAAGAAUGCCAGAAGUAUGGGGCGGUUGUUUCCCUGUUGAUCCCAAAGGAAAACCCAGGCAAAGGCCAGGUUUUUGUUGAGUAUGCAAAUGCUGGUGACUCCAAAGAAGCCCAGAGGUUGCUGACAGGACGAACAUUUGAUGGGAAGUUUGUUGUGGCCACUUUCUACCCAUUGAGUGCCUAUAAGAGGGGAUACCUGUACCAAACAGUGCAGUAAGGCUCCACACAUAACCUUUCAAGGCCCUUUGAGCAACCUACAUCUUCCCUAGUAAUGCAGGCCACUUCACUAGUACAAUUUUCACUGUUGUGAAUUCAGUUUGCACUGAUCUCCCAUUACGAGGACAACUACUUAUAUAACUGAUAAAUUUAAUGUACCAUCAUGAUGUGCACAUUGAAACUUUCUGCUUUACAAAGUACUAAGGGAAGGACUUCCUUCAAGCGCGCUGUAGUUUGUAUUGUUGUGUACAGUAUGUAGGAUAGUGUUUCAAAGCCUUUGAUUCUUCAUGGCCUUGAAUGUAUGCCAUGUAUUGCUUACUGUGGCUUAAACACAUUAUAAUAUUAAAUCAAUUCAGAAAGGAUAAUGCCACUAUCAGAAUCUGAAGAUUAUAACAGUAUCAUAGCAAACAGGGGUGUAGAUUCACAGAGGGGUGAUGCCUUUACCAAAGGAUAGUUAAGUUCCUGUUCCUGUGUGUAUCAAAGUCCUGCCCAUUAAUCCUUUUAUGAAUUUAUCACCAUUUUAUGAAUUUACAUCAUGUGUCUGUCCGCAUUGACUGCACUCUCUGAUGGGCAUUUGGAAAAGCUAAUCAGAACCACUGGCUGAUUUAGACAAUGGUGGGAAUCUAUAGUUGUGGCCCUGAUGAGAAUGUAUUGUAGUUCUUAAAAAAGUGACGGAGGUACAAACCAACUGAACUAUUUUUUCCAGAGUUUACUAUUUGCCAGAGCUGCACUGGUUGACUUCAAAUGUAGUACUGGUCUUGAAUCCAAAUGUAGAUUCUUCACUGAUUCUUCAGUGUUACAGAUAAUCUUUUCCCCGAUGCCACUUACUCAUAGAGCACAAAAGCAUAUUAUGUGCAGCUGCUUCAUAUGCAUUCUGUGGUCACAUCAGCAAUUUUUGUAAUUCCCUUAAAUUACAUGCAAGUGUUCAGGUUGGUUUUUAAAGUCUUCAGUAGAGGGGAGUUAUUCCAGAAUAACUAGAUUUUGUCUCGUCCAAACUUU
Megalops cyprinoides (Indo-Pacific tarpon) is the source of this 2834-nucleotide messenger RNA. RefSeq names its product U2AF homology motif (UHM) kinase 1 (gene uhmk1). Gene Ontology annotation, cellular component: nucleus; neuronal ribonucleoprotein granule. Gene Ontology annotation, molecular function: protein serine/threonine kinase activity; RNA binding; ATP binding. The coding region runs from base 541 to 1836 and encodes 431 amino acids. The record is from RefSeq and is a predicted model, not a curated record. The transcript has 8 exons. Gene Ontology annotation, biological process: positive regulation of translational initiation; peptidyl-serine phosphorylation; regulation of protein export from nucleus. NCBI's taxonomy places the organism in Eukaryota, Metazoa, Chordata, Actinopteri, Elopiformes, Megalopidae.